Messenger RNA from Engraulis encrasicolus (European anchovy), 1235 nucleotides. RefSeq names its product C-type lectin domain family 4 member A. The record is from RefSeq and is a predicted model, not a curated record. The coding region runs from base 87 to 1040 and encodes 317 amino acids. The transcript has 7 exons. Lineage: Eukaryota; Metazoa; Chordata; Actinopteri; Clupeiformes; Engraulidae.
AUGACAAGUGAGCUCUGUGGGAGCCCUGCAAUGGAAGAGAAGCCUCCGAAGGGAGUAAGCUCCGCUACUUUUUACACACUUAGUACAUGAUGCAAGCGUCGACGUCGGAAAAUGUGGAGAAGAGGGUGCUUGAGUUUACCGGUUUGACUGAAUAUUUCCCUGUUGGCAAUGACGCUUUGGGCAGUGAGACGGAAAACAUGGAUGAUGACUUGGGCUACUCAAGUGUGCUACUUGUCAAAUCAGAAGAGAAGAGAAAGGCAAGAGAGGAACAAACUCUGGAAAUACAGAGUAUCUCCGAGGUCACGGAAGUCAAGAAAACCUUCAUGCAAGCAGAGCCCAUUGCCAGCAAAAAGAGAGUUCGGAAGACAAAGAGAGGUGAUGCCCCUCCAUCUGAGCGUUCCCAGUGUCACUGCUGCGUGGUGUUCUUUUGGCUCCUGACACUGGGGAUCAUGACCAUACUAGGGGCGGCCGUGGCCUUCUUGCUGAUUCAUUUGAUUCAACUGCAGCAGGAGAAGGAAGCUCUGAAGGUAGAGCGUGAUUAUCUCAAUGGGACCCUUGGAGUCAUUUUCCAGUUCAGCAAUUUUCAAGUUGACCAUUUCUGUCCGAUCUUAGACAAUUGUACACAAGAGAGGAAGUGUUAUAAACCUUGCAAAGAGAGGUGGGUAUACUACCAAUCAAGCUGUUACCAAUUCAUCUCCUCUGACUGGCCGAACUGGGAGAGCAGUCAAAACCACUGCAAUUCGAUUGGUGCCCACUUGGUUGUAAUUGACACUUUAGAGGAACAGGCCUUCAUCAAUAAUCACACCAAGGAUAUGGACAAUGAAGGAAAUGGAUACUGGAUUGGUUUAUCGAGACACGAUGACAAAUGGCAGUGGGUGAAUGGCAGUGAUCUCAUUGGAGGGUAUUGGAUUACUAACGAAUGGUAUAACUGUGUGGCAACCAUGCCUAGCACUGACCCCUCGAGGAGCUGGAAGGCCAAACACUGUGCUGGAACAAACAGGUGGAUCUGCGAGAUGGAGGCAACUAUAUGGCCAGACUGACCACACAGAUGUUGUUGCUUUGGAUUCAAAAUAACUCGCUGAUGUAACGUUUAGUGAAGAUUCUUUAUGUAUUUCUAUCAUCAACUUGGUUCUGUUAUAAAGAGAAAUUAUUGACCUCCCUGAUUCACAUUGAAGAUUGUGAGUUACAAAUCUGUGUGUUGAAAAAGAAAUAAAAAAGACAAGAAAUUAAAAAAA